AUGGUGGAAGGUAUUCCAGAGGAGCGAGAAUUGGAUGAUUCUAAAGAUCUUCCCAAGGUAUUGUUUGUCAACACUACUGAUGAAUGCUAUUCUAAUAUAGCAUUUUUCUUGACUUAUGGCGAAUGUCCACAACAUUUGUCAUUCAAGGAAAAAAGAAGUAUCAAGUUGAAAGCUACAAACUUUGUAUUAUGGGAUAUUGGUUUGUAUAAGAGGGCAAUUGAUGGCAAACCAAAGCCUGCAACAUUACCAUUGAAGCCGGUUAUUGUUGAAGAGCCUUUCCGACAGUGGGGCAUUGAUUUUAUUGGUGUCAUCAAUCCUUCUUCAAGUGUAGGUUAUUUGUAUUUCCUUACAACAACUGAUUAUUUCACCAAGUGGGUGGAAGCCAUACCGAUAAAGAAUGCUACUUCUGAGAUAGUAUGCAGAUUCCUCAAGGAGAAUAUUAUUUCCAAGUUUGGUGUUCCAUUCAAAAUUGUGACUGAUAAUGUAGCCACCUUUUCUUCCUCAGAAAUUUCACAAUUUUGCUUUGAGUAUAAUAUAUUGUUAACUCAUUCAUCUGAUUAUUAUCCCCAAGGUAAUGGUCAGGCGGAAUCUAGUAACAAGAAUUUGAUUACUAUUAUUCACAAGCUUGUGGAGGAAAAUCAAAGGUCCUGGCAUAAGGCUCUUUUUGAUACUUUAUGGGCAGACAAAAUUACACCCAAAAGGGCUAUUGGUAUGUCACCAUUUCAGCUUCUCUAUGGGAUCAAUGCAAAAAUACCCAUCACUUUGGAACUUCCUUCUCUCAAGUUGGCUAAAGCAAUUGAAGAUCAAACUUAUGAGAAUGCUUUAGACAAAAGGAUCAUGUAUCUUUCUCAGCUGGAAGAACAAAGAACACAAGUGGUAGAUCGGAUUGCCCAGCAUUAG
Molecule: messenger RNA, 900 nt
Organism: Cryptomeria japonica (Japanese cedar)
Lineage: Eukaryota; Viridiplantae; Streptophyta; Pinopsida; Cupressales; Cupressaceae
Exons: 2
Coding region: 1-900 (299 amino acids)
Biological process (GO): DNA integration
Molecular function (GO): nucleic acid binding
Source: RefSeq, a predicted model, not a curated record